UACAUACCAUUCUGAACGUCCGACAUGAACCAACGUACCACACUUACACCAUCCUUUGCCCACUCUGCAUGACACAUACUUGUUGUGCCUUUGGUUAGUGCAUCCCCAAGCGCGUUCACUGACACUUUUCUGUGCGCCCCUGACCCUAUGGACAAUGGCACAAAAAACUCUCAAUGUUUCGAGAACAAUAAAUAAAUCAACCGUUCACACGCGGUCCUCCGAGAUGGCCGACGAUCCAGCUGCCGUAUUGUCUUCUCCGACGGUCAAUCCUUUCAAGAUUGCUUGCAGUCCUCCUUUUCCUUAGUGCCAGCCACCGUUCAUCUGGGGACCUCGAGGUCGUCGUUCAUCCUCACGCAACGGGCGGGGUAUGUAUAAGUACAGCUGAUUUUGCGAUGAGCCCGGCCACCGGUAUCUCUGAUUCAGGAAUAAAAAAAAAAACACUCGCAAACCUCCUAUCCUUCACCAACCUUCACAACUCUCCCCCUCGACUCCAGUAUGAAACUUUCCAAGAAAGCAAGAAUCCUCAUAUUGCUGGUGAUCGACAGCCUCUUCUUCCUCGCCGAAAUUAUACUGGGAUACUACGUCGGUUCCCUGUCUCUUGUCGCCGAUGCAUUCCACAUGCUCAAUGAUGUCCUAUCCCUUGUCGUCGCGCUCUAUGCUAUCAAACUCGCUACCGCCCCUUCCUCCGCUCGCAACUCAUACGGCUGGCAACGUGCAGAAAUCCUCGGUGCUCUGAUCAACGGUGUCUUCCUCGUCGCUAUCAGCGUCUCUAUCGGCCUGCAAUCGAUCGAGCGAUUCGUCAGUCCUGAGGAGAUCAGCGACCCCAGGUUGGUUGUCAUUGUGGGAUGUCUGGGCGUGGCGAGUAAUGUGGUGGGCUUGUUCUUGUUUCAUGAACAUGGGCACGCGCACGGAGGGCAUUCACAUUCUCAUUCACACGACGAGGUCGAAGCUGCUCCCCAUCCACACUCUUCCGCUACACUCGUACACAACAACGACCUCCACCCCACCCACUCUCAUCUCUCGCACGCCCACUCCCACCACUCCCGUAUCCCUCCUCACGACCCCUCCGAGCUCUAUGUCCACCCCUCUCAGACCCGGCGCCAAGUUAUCCAGACCGCCCACGAGAUGGGGUACAACAGCGUCUACAGCAAGCGUUCCAGCAUUUCCAGUCUGUACGGUACACCUGCUGGCUCUUCAGCAUCUGCGGCAUCUUACAGAGAGUCGGAGAAGGCUGGAGCUCAUGAGAAGCAUGGAAAUGGGGCAAGACGGAGCUGGGGCAAGGGAUGGCUUGACAAGAUGGGAAUGCAGUCCGCUAUUGAGGAAGAGGAGGAGCAGUUGAAAGGCGGUUCGAGUGGGACUCUGGCAGGACACCUUCACCACCACCGUCCUGAACAAGACUCUUCUGCCACUUUAGCUGCUAGGGGCGCUUCUUCGUCUGCUCUCGUUUUGGCUCCGACUCUCUCAGAGAAGCCUCAUCAACAUGGACCAGGCUGCUCGCAUCAUCAUUCUCCCCAGGACGUUUCUUCAUAUGCUCGUGUUCUGGCCCCAACCCUGCCGGAGAAGCCUCAUCAACAUGGGCCAGGCUGCUCGCAUCACCAUCCUCCCCAACAGAACAGCCGUGCCCCGGAUCACGACCACGGUCACGCCCAUGAUUACAACCAUGAUCAUAGGCAUCCCGACGUCGCAUUCUCUGCGGAAGUGCCCCAUCCGCCUUCCCAUGCUCACUCUCAAGGCGGGCACCCUCACGGCGGGCACUCGCAUGGCCACAUGAACAUGCAUGGUGUCUUUCUUCAUGUCUUGGGAGACUUCUUUGGGAAUAUCGGGGUCAUUGUGUCUGGUAUCAUAAUAUGGUUUGGCAAGAGUCGAUGGACAAUCUACAUGGAUCCGACCAUCUCUCUCCUGAUCACUGUAAUCAUCCUCUUCUCUGCCAUCCCCCUUUGCCGAUCCGCCUCCUACAUCCUUCUACAAGGUGUCCCUUCCCACAUCGCCCUCGACGACGUACGCCAAGCCAUUCACGAGAUCAGUGAUGUGGAGGCAGUACACGAGCUGCACGUGUGGCAGUUGAAUGAGAACACGGUUGUAGGCAGUGUGCAUGUUCUGGUAAAGAAGGGGCAGGAGGCGAGGAGGGAGUUUAUGGAGGUGGCAGAGGACGUGAGAGAGGUGAUGCAUGAGUUUGGAAUCCAUAGUGUCACUAUCCAACCUGAAUUCUAUGACCCCGGCACAGCUCCCGAGGAUCUAUGCCUCGUGCGCUGUCCACCCGAAAACUGCGCAGCUAAGACAUGUUGCCCGCCGCCCGUCACUCAGCCGCCCACGGCAUAGGGCCAUACCGCAUACUCGUGUAGUCUUUCAUUGAAGCAGUUGUCAUGAUUAGAAGAGUGGCAAUCAUGCAUGUAUCCAUAAACAUUGGAUUUUGUGACGG
Cryptococcus amylolentus CBS 6039 is the source of this 2419-nucleotide messenger RNA. RefSeq lists its product as hypothetical. Gene Ontology annotation, cellular component: membrane. Gene Ontology annotation, biological process: zinc ion transmembrane transport; intracellular zinc ion homeostasis. The coding region runs from base 496 to 2319 and encodes 607 amino acids. Lineage: Eukaryota; Fungi; Basidiomycota; Tremellomycetes; Tremellales; Cryptococcaceae. The transcript has 6 exons. Gene Ontology annotation, molecular function: zinc ion transmembrane transporter activity. The record is from RefSeq and is a predicted model, not a curated record.